Molecule: messenger RNA, 2438 nt
Organism: Xiphophorus maculatus (southern platyfish)
Lineage: Eukaryota; Metazoa; Chordata; Actinopteri; Cyprinodontiformes; Poeciliidae
Gene: ugl
Product: malate synthase-like
Exons: 15
Coding region: 134-1783 (549 amino acids)
Biological process (GO): glyoxylate cycle
Cellular component (GO): cytoplasm
Molecular function (GO): malate synthase activity
Source: RefSeq, a predicted model, not a curated record
GACAUCUUCCUGUUCAAACAGGGUUCACAGUGAACAAACAUUCAAAGUCCAAACCAGUGCAGUCAACAAGCCUGUCUCCACAGCCUUUUCCACAGGUUUCCCCUCUGACAGGACCGUAGUAAAUCCACACAGCAUGGAGCUGUCUCCUCCUCCCACAAGGUUAGAAGCUGAGAGUGCAGCCCUUUUCACCACCGGAUCUCUUCACUUCCUGCAUGAGCUGAUCUCCACGUUUGAUGAGGAGGUGGAGAAGAUCCUCCAGCUGAGAGUGUCCAGAAAGGCUCACCUGGAUCUUUCGGGUGAACUCCCAAAUUUCCUGGAAAGCACCGCACACAUAAGGGCAGACCCAGACUGGAGGGUUCUCCCGGUCCCUCCCAGGCUCCAAAACAGGCAUGUGGACAUUGGAGACAUGGCCCCCUGUGAUACCGCACGCUUCAUCAGGGCUCUGCAGUCUCCAGCACAGGGCAUACAGGUUGACUUUGAUGAUGGGAACUGCCCAACGUUCCACAACCAGAUCAAAGGGAUUCACAACGUCAUUCUGGCAGUGAACAGCCGACUCCCUGGGGCCCCACACAUCUCCCGGGCCCCAGUGCUGAUGUUGCGUCCCCGGGCCUGGAACAUGGUGGAGCACAACAUGAUGGUGGAGGGAAAGGAAGCUCCUGGUCCUCUGUUUGACUUUGGCCUGCUCAUGUAUCACUGUGGAAGGACGCUGCUUGAACACCAGAGUGGACCAUUUUUCUACCUGUCAAAGGUGGAGAGCCUGGUGGAGGCCAGGCUGUGGAACAACAUCUUCAUCUGGACACAACAGAAGCUGGGUCUUCCACUGGGCUGCAUCAAGGCGACGGUGCUGAUAGAAAACGUGUUGGCAACAUUUGAAAUGGAGGAGAUUCUCUAUGAGCUGCGGGAACACUCAGCAGGGCUCAACUGUGGCAUCUGGGAUUACUCUGCUUCCUUCGUCAAUAAGUUUGGUCACCGUCAGGACUUCCUGCUGCCAGACCGCAGCAAGUACGUGAACAUGGAGAAACGUUUUCUGCGGAGCUACAUGGACCUGCUGGUUCAGACGUGUCAUAGACGGGGAGCGCUGGCCACAGGAGGCAUGGCUGCUCCGCUGCUGCCUCACCGCCAGCACACACACUCCUACAGCACAGUGCUGGCCUCUGUGGAAAGGCUGAAGUUAUUGGAAAUCAAGGCAGGUGUUGAUGGCUUCAUGGUGUACGACAUGAAUUUGAUUAAAUCAAUGCAAGAACUGUUUGAGCUUCACACUGAGGGAGACAACCAGCUGCACCGGCUGCGGGACGAUGUCAGCGUGACUCCUGAGGACCUGCUGUCCAUGCCCUCUGGAGGAGUCACUCUUUAUGGGCUGAAGUAUAACAUUGCAGUGGGUGUCCUGUUUAUUAAUGCGUGGCUAUCAGGUAAAGGCCAUUUUUUCUACAGAGGCCAGGUGGAAGACUCAGCCACUGCAGAGAUUUCUAGAUCCCAGGUAUGGCAGUGGAUCCGACACCAGGCUCGGCUGGAGGACGACAGCAGGGUGGUGAGCAGGCAGCUGGUCACUGAACUCACCAAAGAGCUCAGCACUGAACUCAGCCGUCUGUGUCCCUCUGAAAGGACGGAACAGAGGUUACACACGGCAGCAGACAUGUUCCUGGAAGUGGUUCUGAAGAGACAUUUCCCAGAGUUCAUCACUUCUUACCUGAACUUGGACCACACUUUUCUCACCUCCCAGAACCUGAGAGAGGAGGAGAAGGAGGAGGCGGUGGAAAUAGGAAGACAGCGAGCCAAACUGUGAGGGGCAGCCAGGAGCAGAGUGAUGGAAAACCAACAGACCUAAAAGUCAUGCAGCUGAUUCUGUGUAACGCAAUCCUUCAGAGAAAUGUGCCAAUAGAUUUCCCUUACUAGUCCAGCUCAGGCAUUCAAAAUUACCAAUCAGGAAAUGACUCCAAAUGUGAGACUCUUCAUACAGCAAAACAACAUGAAGGGUUAAAUUAGCUAAAAGUGAUAGGUCUGUAUAUUAAAAUGUACAGUAUUUAAUCAAUGAUUCUGAAUCAGUCUCAAAACUGUGAAUACCAAACUAAUAUGUGAUCGCCUACAAGUUUAACUGUGAGCUAACAGCAGGCUAAAUUCUAUCAAAACUGAACUUUAGAUAAUCAAUGCAUGACACCAGACAGCAGAGGCUUGUGUGUUUUAAACAAGAUUAAAACACACAAUUAUAGGAUAAUAAUAAUCAUGGCUACCAACAUAAAAUUAAUCCAGAAAUAAAAAGUUCUGGUUCUGCUGGAGGUUUCUUCCUGUUAAAGGGGAGUUUCUUUCCUCUCCACUGUCAUUAUAUGCAUGUUCAGUAUGAGGGAUUGCUGUAAAGUCAAUGAUUUGAUGCAAUCUGCUGGGUUUUCCUACAGAAAAAAAUGUUUAUAAUUUGAACAAUAAACGGAGCUUAAUCUGUUUGA